AUGAAGAUGCUUGGUAAAGAAAAGAUGAAGAAAUCCUACAAACCAAAGAGAAGGAAUUUUAGAAGGAGGAGCAACCUGUACGACAUUGAAGAUGAUGCUAUUGAUGAAGAAAGUGAAUCUGAUGAAUGUUGUAGUAAGGAUGAAAGAGAAGUCAAUAUCUUUAUGGUGCAAGGAGAGUUUCAUGAUGAACAUGUUGUUGAUGAUGAGGAAGAGGAAGUUGAAGCUGAGGUAGAUCUUGAAGGUGAACUCAUGAGUGCACUUGAACUCAGAAAGGUGAGGAGAGAAUACAAAAAGGUUAAGUAUGUUGUUGGUGAAGAACAGGAUAGAUUGAACAAAUGCCUUGAGGAGUCUGAAAAAAAUAUUUCAGAUCUGAGAACACAAUUGGAUGAAGCUAAGAGAAUGUAUGAGGUAACUAAAUCAGAUUUACAGAAUAAGGAGAAGGCAUACCAAAAGAUGGAGGAAGAAAUUGUGAAUCUUAGAAAGGAAAUUAAAAAGCACAAAGAUGAACUGAAGAUGAGAAUCAAGUAUGAGGGAAACACUGAUGCAUUGGAUAAAAUACUGAACAAAGAAAAGCACUCUAAAGAAAUAGAAGGUGUUGGUUUGUUGCUGGUCAAUUCUCUAAAGGUGAAGACUCAUCCAGUAAAGAAAUAUACUUCACCUCAUCAAGUGAAAAUGGAAACAAACAAACUUUUACAGUUUGCAAACCCAUUGAGAAGAAGACAUAUGCUAAUGCCACAAAGAACAAAUGUGCUGAUCCAAAAGGAAAAGCCAAGUUGCAAUGGUGAUAAGGAGACCCGUCUCUUCAUGGCCCAUGAGACAGACAUUGAGAGUCACUCAUCAAAAGGGGAUAAUGCUGGUAGAUCCCACUGGUAUGAUGUGUUUGACAAUGACACUGAAGAAGAAGAAGAUGCAGAGGCUGAUCUAGAAGGUGAGUUGCUAAGCGCCCUUGAUGAACUAAAAAAUGUUAGAAAUGAACUUAAGGAUUACAAGAAAUCAGAUAAUGAAAAAUGCAGCAAGUUGAGAAGUUAUCUUGAAGACUCAAACAAAAAGGUUACUGAAGAAGGAAGGCAUGUUUUGGAAGACACGACAUUGGUGGAAAUGUAA
Messenger RNA from Cryptomeria japonica (Japanese cedar), 1104 nucleotides. RefSeq lists its product as uncharacterized. The coding region runs from base 1 to 1104 and encodes 367 amino acids. Lineage: Eukaryota; Viridiplantae; Streptophyta; Pinopsida; Cupressales; Cupressaceae. The record is from RefSeq and is a predicted model, not a curated record. The transcript is spliced from 3 exons.